UCAAAUUCCGUUAUCAACUGGCGGGACAACAAGUUAAACGCCUGCACCACGAUUCGGUUGACGCAUCUUUCACAAAAGUCAAUGGCUUCUUCAAAUUCCACUCCACCGACGGCCGGCGACGACGACGACAGAGAACCGUUUUCGGUCCCGCCGCGACAGAAAGUCUUGGGGACGAAGUCGUGGCUGGUAGUAUCAGAAUUAGGCGAGUCACGCAAUGAGAAAGUCGGCAAGUACUGGAUCAUGCGGCGGACGGGACUCCCGGCACGUGACCUGCGCGUGCUUGAUCCGAUGCUGUCUUAUCCCUCUACGAUUAUGGGGCGAGAGCGUGCCAUUGUUGUUAACUUGGAGCACAUUAAGGCUAUUAUUACGGCCAAGGAGGUCUUCUUGCUAAACUCUAUUAAUCAUUUGGUUGUAGAGUUCGUUCAAGAUCUUCAGCAUCGUAUUUCUUCUCUUCAUGGAACGCCUACGCGACAGAAGCUAGGCCGUGCCUCUUCAAUGAUCCGUCCGAGUAGAAGGCUUAAUGAAGUAGUGAUAAAUUUAUUAGUUUUGAAACAGGCAAUGCAGAGAGAUGAACUGGGCAGUGAUGAUAAGGCUGAGUGGCCAACACAAGGUCAGCGCCAGAGGACAUCUCAAAGUCCCGCCGAGAAAAAUGAUUUCAACCCACAGACAACAGGGGAAAUAGCUGAGGCCGAAUGUCCUAAAGUUGUGCCAUUUGAGUUUAGAGCACUUGAAGCUUGUCUUGAGUCUGCGUGCAAGUGCCUUGAAUCUGAGACUAAAACAUUGGAGGAAGAGGCAUAUCCAGCAUUGGAUGAACUUACUACUAAAAUCAGCACACUGAAUCUUGAGCGUGUUAGGAAAAUAAAGAGUCGACUGGCUGGAAUAUCUGGUCGUGUGCAGAAGGUGAGAGAUGAACUUGAACAUUUGCUGGACGAUGACAAAGAUAUGGCUGAAAUGUGUUUGACAGAAAAGCUUAUUUCUAAUUCAUUGGAUGAGGCAUCAUUGGAAGAGGAAGUCAACCCUGCACCUGAAUUAGAAAAUUACAGGGCUGAAGAUUCGAGGUCAGAGAAGAACUCUGAAAUUUACAAUGACUUUAAGCCCAAAAUUAAGGAGUUGGAGAUGCUUUUAGAAGCUUAUUUUGCACAAAUAGAUGGCGUCUUACAAAAAUUAUCUGAUAUGAGUGAGUAUGUCAGCGACAUGGAAGACUGCAUCAACAUCAUGUUGGAUGAGACACAGAAUGAAUUGCUACAGAUGGGGGUGAUCCUAAGUAGUGCAACUGUUAUACUGAAUGUUGGCAUUUGUAUUGUGGGAACAUUAGGCAUAAAUAUUCAUAUUGAUCUCUUUGAGGCGCCAACGAUAAGGUUCUGGGAAACCGUAAUAUGUCUAGUGGCAGGUUGUGUUGCUUUAUAUCUCAUUGCUAUUGGAUGGGGUGUAAAGAAGAAUCUCAUAGAUGUAUAGACCUUCUUUUGUGGAAAAAGCUCUUACUACCUGCAUGCUAAGAGGCUUGAUUCCUGAAUGCUGAAUGUAUUCAAGGUAAAAUCUAUUAAACGAGCUAUAUAGUGUAAUA
Molecule: messenger RNA, 1564 nt
Organism: Pistacia vera
Lineage: Eukaryota; Viridiplantae; Streptophyta; Magnoliopsida; Sapindales; Anacardiaceae
Product: magnesium transporter MRS2-F-like
Exons: 7
Coding region: 82-1455 (457 amino acids)
Biological process (GO): magnesium ion transport
Molecular function (GO): magnesium ion transmembrane transporter activity
Source: RefSeq, a predicted model, not a curated record